UAUAAAUAUACUGCCGUUAUGUCAUUUGUAAAGCUGUGACAAAAUUGUAGUUUUAGGAUUUGGUAACACAAACGUUCAUGAUGGAAAAAGCCGGUUUUGACGAUAUAUCGAGCGGAUAUUCGAGAUCUGGGGAUCGAUCUAGACCCCAGCAGCUGCAGCAGCCGCAACAAGCGGUCUAUACUCAGCAGCAAGUUUAUUACGGACAGCCACAAGGCUACAUGUACCACCAACAGGCUGGCCACGUUCAACAAGGUUUUGGCGGCGCGCAAGGACACGUCGUGGUUUUAGCACAGCCACAGCCGUCGUCGGUACCGUUAGGGCAACGACCUACCGACUUUCUGGUGCCUUCGAUAUUUGCUUGUUUGUGUUGCUUCUUGCCGACUGGGGCCGCCGCAAUCUAUUUUGCAGUGCAGUCCGGGAAUGCGCUUAAUAGUGGAGAUCUGGCGAAUGCCAACCGUUAUUCGGUGACUGCCCGGAACCUUAUGGUCAGCAGUAUUGUGAUUGGAGUGCUCUGGAUCGCCGCAGUCAUCGCGGGGUAUUUUGUGUCUUAUAACAAUUAACAAAAUAAUGAUGACGCAAUGAUGGGUGUCAUAUGUAAUUGGCAAUUCAUUUGCUUCAAUUAAAUUUACUAAUUCUACAUAUUUUUUCCUCUAAUCUUUGUUAAAUAUAAUUAAUAUUGCAUGUCGUGAUGAUUAAUCUGCUAAACAUGCUUUUUAAUUGGGGUUUAAAAUGUUUUACUGUAAAUUGUUUAUAACACGAGAACGUUAUUUCAUGUACAGUGUAUUUGUAUUUAAAAACCGGUAAAUGCUUAUGAAUAACUUACUAUAUCCAAAUGCCGUGGUAUAUUAAGCAUAAUAAAUGUUUACAAUGUUUACCAAAGAUUUACAUAAAAUGUAUUUUUAUGUUAAUUGUUGCUGUUGGCAUUUUUUCAUUUCGUUUGAUUUCUUUGGGAUAUUUUGUUUCCAUACAGAUACAUUUGAUUAUACAUAACAAAUGUAUGUCUGGAUUUUAAACAAUAAUUGCGACUCAUUCGAGAAAUCUUAAUUCGAUGAUCUUAACAUUAAAAUAUUUGAUACUAUGUAUCUAAAUAGUAAUAGUUUAUGAUGGUGUGUUAUGACGACGUUUUGUGUAUUCUAAACACAGUUUUCUCUUAUUUGCAUGAAAUCCUUUGUAAUAACAUUAUUAGUAACUUUAUUGGAAUUUUUCUUUUUUUAUUGCAAUUUUAUUUAUGAUUUUGCUUUUUAAAAUUUCUUUACAUUCUUAUGUGUUGUGAAUAACUCAAUUCUAAGAAAGAGUAGUUGGAUGUACACAAACGGUGUUACCCCACCUCCCAACUCGACAGACCGAUCCAUUUUAUGUUAAGAAAACAAUUACGGGUAUGUAAAACGUUAACAAAAAGCAUUUCAAUUAAAAAUCUAACAUUUCCAUUUUACAGGCCUUUUUAUAGUCCUAAUGUAAUUUAUGUUGGGAGCGUAGCUUUGUUUUACCUCGGUUUUGACAAUAUACAACACUAUACAAUGUUGUUGUCUCACCCAGUAUUACAUGUUGCUCAUUUUGUAAAAGACUAGAAUUUCAAUUUAAACAAUAUUUGUAGCAAAAUAUUAGAUUUAUAUACUAGCUAAAAAUUAUAAUAAUAUUUAAUAGUACAAUAUAUAAACCUCUAAGAACACCUGUAUAGUACAGCUUAUGAUAUAUGGUUAUACUUUUCUUGUUUCUCUAUAUUUGUCAUUGAAUUGUUUUUCAAACAUAGCUUCAGAUAUUUUGCAUAUGCA
Messenger RNA from Dreissena polymorpha, 1772 nucleotides. RefSeq names its product proline rich transmembrane protein 1B-like. The record is from RefSeq and is a predicted model, not a curated record. NCBI's taxonomy places the organism in Eukaryota, Metazoa, Mollusca, Bivalvia, Myida, Dreissenidae. Gene Ontology annotation, cellular component: membrane. The transcript has 4 exons. The coding region runs from base 78 to 560 and encodes 160 amino acids.